Molecule: messenger RNA, 3624 nt
Organism: Plasmodium malariae
Lineage: Eukaryota; Apicomplexa; Aconoidasida; Haemosporida; Plasmodiidae
Product: Ran-binding protein, putative
Exons: 6
Coding region: 1-3624 (1207 amino acids)
Biological process (GO): protein export from nucleus
Cellular component (GO): nuclear pore; cytoplasm
Molecular function (GO): small GTPase binding; nuclear export signal receptor activity
Source: RefSeq, a predicted model, not a curated record
AUGAAAAUGAUUGAAUCCGAGUUGCAGCAACUGCAAGUUCUUUGUGAAGCUAUGUAUUGCGGUAACAAAGAAGAGCAGAAUCAGGCCCAUACAAUUUUGCUACCCUUAGUGAAUAAUGUAGGUAAUGUGAGUAAAUUAAAAAAUAUACUAGGAAGCACAAAUCAUGUUCAUACGUUAAUAUUUACAACAUCUGGGCUACUUCAAUUAAUAACAAACGAAUGGAAUAAAAUUGAACAGAAUGAAAAAGAUGAAUUAAAAGAAUUUGUAAUAUCGUAUUUAUAUAAUAAAGGAGUCGAUUUAUUAAAUUUGUCAUCAAAUAUAUUAGGAAAUUUUGUAAGAUUAUAUGUGCGUAUAGUAAAAUUAUCAUGGUUAGAAAAUACGAAUUAUACCAUGAUAACCAAACAAGUAGAAUAUUUUUUAAAUUCAGUGACAAGUCACUGGAUUAUGGGUCUCUAUAUAUAUGCUGCAUUAAUUGAAGAUAUGCACCCACAGUGUGGUGUGAAUUCAGCAAAAAGUCGUAGAUGUGCAAUAUCAUUUAGAGAUUAUGUUUUAAAAGAUAUAUUUAAAGUCGGAAUUGAAACAUUAGAAGAAUUUGUAAAAGGUAGUAUAAGAAUAGAAUUAAGAAUAGAAGAAAAUAGGUUAUUAAUUAAAGUUUUAGAAUUAAUAUAUAAUAGUUUAUCAUUUGAUUUUAUGGGAACGAUGAUAAAUGAUGAAAGUUCAGAUGAAAAUAUUUCUUUAAUGAUUCCUCAGUCUUGGGAUAUAUUUAAUGAAAAGAAUAUUCCCAAAUUAUUUUUUGAUAUGUAUGAAAUAUGUAUGUCUGAAGAAGAAGAUAUACGAAAUUGUUGUGGUAAAUAUUGUUUAAGAUCUCUGAUAUUGUUAGGUAGUUUAAGGAAAACAUUUUUUUCUAGUGAAAAGCAGAAAGUACGGUAUAUGAAUGAAUUUUUAGGUGGAAUUAAUAAAAUUAUUGAAAAAAAAAUUGGCUUGCAUGAUGAAGAUUGUUUUCAUGAACUGUGCAGGCUAAUUGGAAAAAUCGAUACAAGUAUCCGAUUACAGGAAUUAAGCACUUAUUCGAAUUUUCUUUCUUGGUGUCAUAAUAUAUAUUUAUUUACAAUGGAUGGAAUGAAAAAUUGGAAAUAUUUAUGUAAUAGUAAACAUUACUUAUUAGGUAUAUGGAGUAACAUGUUAAAUAUAAUUCCUGCUAAAGUUAUAAAAGAAAUCAAUAGUAGGACAGAUGAAAAAGAAUUACUUAGAGAUGUUAGGAGCAAUAAAAAUAUUUUUUUAAAAAAAAAUCCAAUUUCUAAUAGUUUUAAUUCAAACGAUAUUGACAACAAAUAUUUAAUUAUUUGUGAUUACAUAUAUGAUAUAAGUAUUAUUUUUAUAAAUACUAGAUUAGAACUAGCCAAGUAUAUAUGUGAAAAAGGGGAUAAUUGUGAAAUGGAAAAUCCUUUGUAUAAUGAUGUGUUAAGAAGUGAACAAUUAGAAUUAAUAUCUAAUUUGUCCAAACUACAGUAUAAUUUUAUUGGUACAAAAUUAUUAUCAAUCUUUUAUGAAUUAAAAAAUAAUCAUGAAAAUAAUCUUAUUAGUAAAUCUAUAUUUAUAGAACAAACUACUUGGCUAGUUUUUAUUAUUGCAUCCAUUAUUUCAAGUAGCGCUAUUUCAAAUAUGAAAAGUGCAAAUUGUGAUAAUUUCAAAAUAAAUUCAGAAUUAUGUUUUCUAGUUUUUUCAUUAAUGGAACAAACCAAUAAAUCACCUGAAGUUUUUGAAUAUUUAGAAUUUGCUUAUUUAAACUGUUUAGAACUAUUUAAAAAAGUUUAUAUUAGUGGGAAAAAAAAUAAUAAUUUUUUAAAAGAAAUGAGAUCAGUUGCACUAAGAAUUAUAUCGUCCUCUAAUGGUACCAAUGACCACUCGUCAUCACAAAUAUCCAACAUUAACAACUUUGGAGGAAGUAGUAAUGACAAUAGUAGUAGUAAUAAUAAUAAUAAUACCAGUAGUAACAGUAAUUUGCCCUUUCCAUCAGCAACGAAUGCAAAUAAUUCAUUAACAACGAACAUAUUAAAUAACAGCUUGAAUAAUUUUUCCACCCCCUCCUUAAUUACUAAUCAAAAUGAUGAAGAAAAUAAUGACCCAUUAAUAGAUUUGAUUAUAAGUAAAAUAUUAUUUAACUUAAAUAAUAGAGUAGAUUAUGAACAAAUUAUUAAAAGAAGUUUAGAUUUAUUUCAUGAUUUAGUGUCUGGAAUGAAUAUUGUAUGUUUAGAGGAUAAGACACCGAAAUUAAUUGUCUUUGCAAGGCUUCUGUUAAAAAAUGAAAAAAUAUUAAAUUUAUUACAUAACAGAAAUAGUAAGUUUUUGGAAAUUGCUAAAUAUUAUAAAUAUAGAACUAAUUAUUAUUUAAUAUUAACCAAGUUAUUAUUCAUGGAACAGAAUCUUGUUUCAUCUUCUUUUGAAAAAUACAUUUCACCAAUUAAUAUUUUGUUAGAAUGUAUUAAGAGAGAAAUUAGUGUAAAUGGAAAAGAUAUCAUUUUAAAAAAUAAUGAAAUUAAACUAUCAUUUAUAGGUGCCUUACGAGAUUUAAGAGGAAUAUGCAUGGCAUGUAAUAAUGUAGAAACGUAUAACAUGUUUUUUAAUUUUUUUAUAAAUAGUUAUCCAUUAGAAGAUAAUCAAAUGAAUAUAUUAACUUCGCUUGUUGAUGUUAUAUGGGAUACAUAUGAAAUAUGUAUUCCUUUUCUUAAAUUUAUGUGUGAAUUUGUUUAUAACAAAUCACAAAGAAUAACUUUUCCUAAAUCAUCUCCUAAUGGAAUAUUAUUAUUUAAAGUAGUUUCUAAUAUACUUAUUAUUAUUUCGAACAAUUUAUUACAAAAAGAAAAAUUCGUUGAUAUAUAUAAAGAGAAAUAUAAAAUAAUUUCUCUUUUAUUGAAUAUGUUUAAUAAUUGUUUAAAUGGUGAUUUUGUUAAUUUUGCAAUUUUUGAUUUAUAUAAUGACGAUAUAUUAAACAACUCGUUAAACUUGGCUUUAAAUAUGUGUUUAGUUAUUCCUACAAACGAUUUGUUAUCGUAUAUAAAGCACUUAAAACCAUAUUUUUCUUUCCUUGAUUUAGUUACAAAAAACUUUUUUCAAAGAAUAUUAAAUCUUGAAUUCCAACUUAUAGCUGAUAUUAUUCAUAACGUAAAGGAAGGUUUAUGCUCCUUUGAUUACACUGUAUCGAUGACUUGUUGUUCUAUUCUGGAUAAUAUUGUUACUUAUAUUUUCACAAAUAGGAAGAGUUCUACCGAACAGGGACAGAUAAUCAAAAACUUUUUGGAAAGCCAACCACAAGCCUUUAAAGAGGUGUUAAAUUUGAUGUUUCAUCUAAUAUUGGGAGGAGAUUUUGGUAGCACAUGGAGUAUGUCUCAACCCUUAUUGGGGUUAAUACUAUUGGAUGCACAGGGUUAUUUCAAAAUCCAAGAACAGCUGAUUUCUCAACAAAGCGAAGAAAAAAAGCAAAAAUUAAGGCAUAGCUUUUGCAAAUUAAUGGAUCAUAUUGAAUCAAAUCUGUCCCCUAAUAACAGAGUAAAAAAUAGUUCAUAUGAAAAUUUCACGAGAAAUUUGUACACAUUUGCUCAAGAAAUAAGAAACAUUUUAAUUUAA